Podarcis lilfordi (Lilford's wall lizard) is the source of this 29324-nucleotide messenger RNA. The record is from the annotation of a GenBank genome assembly. Lineage: Eukaryota; Metazoa; Chordata; Lepidosauria; Squamata; Lacertidae.
AUGAGCUCGGAGGGCGAAGGGGGCGGCGGGGCGGAGGGGGCGGAGGAGGGCGGCGGCGAGGGCGCGGGGGGAGGCGCGCGAGCCAAGGCGCCCAACCUCGCCUCCGAGGACCCGCAGGAGCGCAUCGCCGCCCGGCGCCUCCGCAUCGCCGCCCGCCUCGAGGCCAAGAGGAGGUAGGGGUCCGGCUAGAGGACCUCUGGGGGCCCCUUCCGAGGGGAGAGGGGAGGGGACGCAUCGCGUGUGGGGUCCGGCUAGAGGACCUCUGGGGGCCCCUUCGGAGGGGAGGGGGAGGGACCGGGAGGCAUCGCGUGUGGGGUCCGGCUAGAGGACCUCUGGGAGACCCAUCCUAGGGGAGGGGGGAGGGGAGGGGAUGCAUCGCGAGGGGGUCCGGCUAGAGGACCUCUGGGGGCCCCUUCGGAGGGGAGGGGGAGGGACGGGGAGGCAUCGCGUGUGGGGUCCGGCUAGAGGACCUCUGGGGACCCCUUCCGAGGGGAGGGGGAGGGACGGGGAGGCAUCGCGAGGGGGUCCGGCUAGAGGACCUCUGGGGGCCCCUUCGGAGGGGAGGGGGAGGGACGGGGAGGCAUCACGAGGGGGUUCCGGCUAGAGGACCUCUAGGAUCCCCUUCCCAGGGAAGGGGAAGGCACAACGCUGGCAUCACAAGGGGGUCGGACUAGAGGACCUCUGGGUCUACCUUGCGAGGGGGAGGGACGGGGAGACAUCGUGAGGGGGUCGGUCUAGAGGACCUCUGGGUGUACCUUCCAAGGGGGGAAGGAAGGUGAGGCAUCACGAGAGGGGUCUGGCUAGAGCACCUCUAGGAACCCCUUCCAAGGGAGGGGGAAGCACAAUGCUGGCAUCGCGGGGGGGGGCAGCUAGAGGACCUCUAGGAUCCCCUUCCAUGGGAGGAGGGAAGGGGAGGCAUCGUGAGUGGGAUCCGGCCAGAUGACCUCUGGGAGACCCAUCCUAGGGGAGUGGGGAGGGGAGGGGACGCAUCGCGAGGGGGUCUGGCUAGAGGACCUCUGGGAGACCCUUCCGAGGGGAGGGGGAGGUUGUGAAUCCUGACGCAUGUUGGGUGAUCUGCCACCCAGCUCUGAACCUCUCCUCCCACAGCCCAACCCCAGACGCAGAAAUGGUCCCAGCAUCCCACUUCUUAAGACCCCCAUGUUUCCCACCCACACCCUUUUGGGAUCCCCCACCCACCACUUUCCCCCAGAGCUCCCUAUCCAGAGUCACUCUGGUUUCAGGUCUGGAGAUCCCCAAACGUUAGUCCAGGCACAGGGUGGGAUGAACAUGCCCCUUUGGGGCUCUUUUCCAGGGAGGCCCUUGGAGAAGAUCCAGAUGCACAUAAGCUGGUGGAAGAGGAGCAGAGUCGGAGCCACAAACAGAUAGAGGACAGCAGACAGGUUAGGACUCAGCGAGGGAACCGGGGCGUUUUUGUGUAUGAUUUCCCCAAAUUGCAUUCAAUCAGUUCACAGCACAGCGUGGCAAAAAGAAACCCAAUCCAUCGCUAUCCAUAUGAAAGAGAAUAGCAAAAAAAACCACAGUAAGUUAACAUUGGUAUCAAUAUACAGUGAUGACUUGGUUCUCAAACUUAGUCCGUUCCAGAAGUCCCAAAACCAAAGUGUUCCAAAACCAAGGUGUGCUUUCCCAUAGAAAGUAAUGCAAAACCGAUUAAUCCGUUCCAGACUUUUAAAAACAACCCCUAAAACAGUGAUUUAACAUGAAUUUUACUAUCUAACGAGACCAUUGAUCCAUAAAAUGAAAGCAGUAAACAAUGUAUUGCAGUCACACAAUCAAUCCGUCAGUAGCUUAACUGGGUUCCACACAGUCACAAAAACAAAAUGAAAAGAGCCGCAAAAACACAAAAUAAAUAGCAAAAAAGACCUCACCAUAACACUCAAAACACUCAAGCGUAACACUCAAAACGGGGCAUGUUCAGCUUCCGGAAAAAGUUCGCAAACUGGAACAGUUUCUUCCGGGUUUGCAGUGUUUGGGUUCCAAGUUGUUUGAGUACCAAGGCGUUUGAGAACCAGGGUACCACUGUAUCUUAAUUUUUCAGUUGCCAGCGAGAGCAAAGUGAAAUGCCCCCUGGACUAAGUAGCCUAGCUGGCAGAAGUUAGUAGUAGCUGCAACUCUGGAGAAGGAGGUAGGGCUGGCAAGAAUCGGCUGAAAGAACCUCAACUUUCAGGAGGGAACUGAACUCAAGGUGGAAAUUACGGUCACUUCAUUCCUAUUGCCAAGAUACAUCUGUAUAGCACAGCUUCACAGUUGCAGACCCUGCAGGGUUGCUGUUUUUUUUCCCCUAGAAGUGGCGCUGUGGAUUAAACCACAGAGCCUAGGGCUUGCCGAUCAGAAGGUCGGCGGUUCGAAUCCCCGCAACAGGGUGAGCUCCUGUUGCUCGGUCCCUGCUCCUGCCAGCCUAGCAGUUCAAAAGCAUGUCAAAGUGCAAAUAGAUAAAUAGGUACCGCUCCAGUGGGAAGGUAAACGGCAUUGCCGUGCACUGCUCUGGUUCGCCAGAAGCAGCUUGGUCAUGCUGGCCACACGACCCGGAAGCUGUACGCUGGCUCCCUCGGCCAAUAAAACGAGAUGAGCACCGCAACCCCAGAGUCAUUCGCAACUGUACCUAACGGUCAGGAGUCCCUUUAUCUUUAGCAACAUAAAUCAGUCUGGUUGGUCAAAAGAUACCGCCUCAAUCAUUUCAUGUCUGCGUUAGCUUAGAAUGACCCUCUUAUAAUAUGUUCUCUUCUCUGCUCAGAGGUUGACUAAGCUGCUGAUCGAUGGCACACAGCUAGUGACAAACAUCCAGGUGGCAGCUGAUUCUCGAGAGACGCACAGGAGGGCAGAGGAAGAGGAGCUGAAUCGGCAAAGGUAAGCGCUGGGCUGAGGCAUCCUCUUUAACUGGGGGAUAUCUGGGAAAGGGGACGCGGGUGGCGCUGUGGGUUAAACCACAGAGCCUAGGGCUUGCCGAUCAGAAGGUCGGCGGUUCGAAUCCCCGUGACGGGGUGAGCUCCCGUUGCUCGGUCCCUGCUCCUGCCAACCUAGCAAUUAGAAAGCACGUCAAAAUGCAAGUAGAUAAAUAGGUACCACUCCGGCGGGAAGGUAAACACUGUUUCCGUGUGCUGCUCUGGUUCGCCAGAAGCGGCUUAGUCAUGCUGGUCACAUGACCCAGAAGAUCUACACUGGCUCCCUCGGCCAAUAAAGUGAGAUGAGCUCCGCAGCCCCAGAGUUGGUUACGACUGGACCUAAUGGUCAGGGGUCCCUUUACCUUUUUAUCUGGGAAAGAGGCAGGAGAGAUCAGAGCCAGCCAGUGGUUCCCUUGGGAACUCAGCGCGAUCUUCACUUUGACCAAGGGGUCAGAAAAGACGUCCACUCCCAGGUUCAACAUUCUGAUUCAGGCUUGAGAGAACUGCAGGUUCCAGUGUGCGGAACGUGGACCUGAUAAACUGCUUUGCACUAAAUCAGAAUGUUGGCCCAUACAUUAUUUUUUUUAACCAGUUUUAUAGCCUGCCCUUCCUGCAAGGAGCUCGGAAUCUGUACCCAUCCAUAUAUAUAUAUAUACACAUAUAUAUAUAUAUAUAUAUAUAUAUAUAUAUAUAUAUAUAUGUAUGUAUACACAGUGGUACCUCGGGAUGUGAACGGGAUCCGUUCCGGAGCCCCGUUCUCAUCCUGAAUAGAACGUAAGAUGUACAAGCGCAUCUGCGCAUGCGCAGGUCGCAUUUUGCUGCUUCUGCAAAUGCGUGUGACGUCAUUUUGACCAUCUGCGCAUGUUUGAGCAGCGAAACCCGGAAGUAACGUGCUCUGUUACCUCUGGGUCGCCGCGGAGCACAACCCGAAAAUACUUAUCCUGAAGCGUAUUUAUCCCGAGGUAUAACUAUAUGUGUGUGUGUGUGUGUGUGUAUGUAUAUGUAUGUGUGUGUGUGUGUGUAUGUAUAUAUAUAUAUAUAUACACACACACACAUUUUUAUUAGUUUUUUAAACGUAUCAUUUCCAACAAUCAUAUAACAUAACUUCUUAUCUUAUACAGUAUUUUAGACUUCCGUCAACACCUCUGAUGAUUUUCCGUUCUUUAUCACGUAUUCCGCAUUUCUUAAUUUCUCUAUUACUCUUAAUUAUCGUUAACUAAUAAUUCUCCUCAUAGUCUUUCUGGCAAUAUUUCAGAUAGUCCUCCUUACAGAACUUCUUGCAGUCCUACUAGCGUAAUCUGUUCAUUACAAUUGCUUUUCAAAUAGUUCGUAUAUUUACUCCAGUCUUCUAAGAAUCUCUGGUCCCGCAGGUUUCGAAUCCUUCCUGUUAAUUUAUCCAGUUCUGCAUAGUCCAUCAAUUUCAUCCGCUAUUCUUCUUUCAUCGGUAGUUCUUCUUGCUUCCAUUUUUGUGCCAGCAGAAUCUGUAUCCAUCUUUACAGCAGUCCUAUGACGCAUGUUAGGCUGGGCUCUGCGACUGGCAGCCAUGCUCCACCCCUGCUGUCUGGAAACCUCCUUAAACUGGAGGUGCUGAGAACUGAAGCCAGGAGGGGAAUUUGAUUGCAAGGUGUGCGCUAGGUCCUUCAGGUGCGGCCCCUCCUUGUUUUAAGUACACUGGCAUCAAGGUAUAAUGGAGCCAAACAGUCCGAAGGGAGCUCAGAGUUCAUUUUGUCCCUGCCCAUGUUUCACAGCCCACACUGGGUGCCCCCCCCCGGCCUCAGCUUAAAUGCUUAUAGCAAAGGACCACCCAUCAUCUUCCUAGGGAGUCCCAUCUAUUGGCAAAGAGCUUGUGAAACCAGGGAGGUCUUCCUCACAUGAAUCAACACCCCCUUUCCUGUCAUUUGGACUUGUGAGUGUGGGCCUUGAGCUUUGAAGCAGCAGAAAACAAAUUUUUCCCUUCGGAGAUGGAAAUAUGAGCAGUUUUAUAUAUAUCUUUAUUCCAUUUUUUUAUCGAUUUUCUAAAAAAUUUUAAACAAACAAACAUAAAUCUCAACUGCAUUUAAACCAAUUUUAGUAACGUUGUUAAGUGACUUCCUCAAAUCCCCCUAGUUGAAUUUCAGUGUAUAUCAUUUUAACAGUUUUCCAAGACCAAUUUUCUCAUAAAAUUAACUUAAUCACUUAACACCUUUCUUUCUAUUUUGACUUUAAACAUAUUAAUCUCUGACAUUACAUAUUUAAAUCCUAAGCCUAUCUGGUAUUUGUAAGCUUUUUUAAUUAAAUUAUCUUAACGUAUUUAACUAAAUUUGAAUUUCCUCCAUUCCUCCUGGUACUCCUCCUCCUUCUGGUUGCGGACUCUUCCAGUCAGGUCGGCUAGCUCCGAAAAGUCCAUCAUCUUCACCUGCCAUUCCUCCACUGUAGGGACUUCUUGUGUUUUCCAAUUCUUAGCUAUCAAUUCUUGCUGCAGUUGUGGCAUACAAAAAACAGUUUGACAUCUUUCUUGGGCAAUUCCAAACCUGUUAUUCCAAGAAGAAAGGCCCCUGGUUUCUUAAUAAAUGUAUAUUUCAACAUCUUUUCCAAUUCAUGAAAUAUGAGCGAUUAUAAACAUGGGGUUGAUAGAACAUUGUAUGGCAGCAAGCACCCUUUCCCUCUAGCUUAUUCCCACAUUGGCUGGGUUUUCUGAAGGCUGGUUCCCGUUCGGAGGAGGCCCUCACUUCUGGGAUUGCACUACCCUCAAUAGUUCAGAUACUUUCCCGCAGUUUGGCUAAGAUUCCUUCAUUGCAGGGGGUUGGACUGGAUGACCCUCAGGGUCCCUUCCAACUCUGCAAUUCUGUGAUUGGCUUAAGAUUCUUAGGCUGAAUUGGAGGUGAAAGGGAAAGCGUUACAAGAACGAGAUAGCAGUUAAUUGAGAGGGGUGGGUGUUGUGCCACACCCCUUUUUGGGGAGGGGCUUGCCACUUACACUGAACUUCAAAAUGCCCAAAGAGUCAAUGGGCUAUUGGGAAUCAGGCCUACAGAUGCACCUGAUCUUCAGGAAAGUGUCUGUUUGGAAAUACUUGGUGCUCGAGCCAAAAAGAAAGACCAAAGAGGAGAGGGCAGAGGUCUUGUGCCAGCAAAUGAUUAAGAUCAGGGGUCCCCAAACUAAGACCCACAGGCCGGAUAAGCCCCGAGGGACUCAUUUAUCCAGCUCGCGGUGACCCCUGCUGCCUGCUGCCGCCGCCCACUCUUACUGGCGCUGCGCGGCUGCCCACUUUCAGGUCGGAGGAGCACCGGAAAUAGCUUGUGCACAUGCGCAAGUGUUAUUUUCGCAUGCGCAUGCGUUAUUUCUGGUGCACAUCCGGGUCGGAGACGGCCCAUGCACAUGCGCACAAGCUAUUUCCAGUGCUCCUCCAACCCAGAAGUGUGCCGGAAAUUGCGUGUGCGCACGCAUAUGGGCACACACUCCCCUGCCCUCUGGCCCACCGUGCAUUCGGCGCUGGAGAUACCGGCCCGAGGUGCGGUAAGUUCUCUGACCCCGAUUAAGAUCAUUGAUCUGCUGUGUCACACAGCAGCCCGCAACAGCGUUAUAGAUUUUCAGCCUCAGAUCAGAACUGACGAGGGCUGCUCGCAAACUCGCCUUGAAGGGAACUCUCUCCAUCUGGCUCUUUGCAGGGUGGAGAAGCUGGAGAAUGAAUCCAAGGCCAACCAAGACAAGUUUAACGAGAUCACUUCCAAGUGGGGAGCUACCAAGGAAAAGAUCAUCCCCCAGGAGCUCUGGGAAGGUCUCAAUGCACAGCAGAUGCUCUGCGCACAGCUGAUUGAAGAAAAGAACAAGCUCAUCAGUGAGCUCCAGCAGGUGGGGUUGCACACCGGGGGGGGAGUGCGUGGGGACAGGUUUUUCGUUUUGCUGAGGUGCUAGCAGUCGACAAAUAGGGCAAAGGAUCUCGUGCAGAAGAGCGUUUCAAUGUAUGUAUUUUUCUGCUAGUGAUGGGCAAACCUGCCUCGGAUCGAUUUGGAAUUUGUAGCAAUGGGAAACUUCCACAGGAACCAUAUGAACUGACCUGUACUCUGAGAUCAUCCUCUGAGUCCGUUUCUUCGUGUGCCUCCUCCAUGAGAGGUCUGGAGGGUGGCAACACGAGAAGGGGCCUUUUCUGCAGUGGCUCCCCAUUGGUGGAAUGCUCCCCCUAGGGAGACUCAUCUUGCACCUUUGUUACGUAUUUUUAGGCGCCAGGCAAGAACUUGCCUCUAUAACCAGGCCUUUGGCCUUUAACCAUCUACAGGUAAAUCUCACCGUAUGCGAGGGUUGCGUUCCUGGCUAUUGCUCUACCUCUCUUUUAAAUCAGAACCAGUGAAGGGGGUGAAGGUCCUGUGUGAGUGUCUGGAGGCAGUUGGAGGAUGGAUGGCGGCUAACAGAUUGAGGUUGAAUCCUGACAAGACAGAAGUACUGUUUUGGGGGGACAGGGGGCGGGCGGGUGUGGAAGACUCCCUGGUCCUGAAUAGGGUAACUGUGCCCCUGAAGGACCAGGUGCGCAGCCUGGGAGUCAUUUUGGACUCGCAGCUGUCCAUGGAGGCACAGAUUAAUUCUGUGUCCAGGGCAGCUGUCGACCAGCUCCAUCUGGUAUGCAGGAUGAGACCCUCCCUGCCCGCAGUCUGUCUCCCCAGAGUGGUGCAUGCUCUAGUUAUUUCCUGCUUGGACUACUGCAAUGCGCUGUAUGUGGGGCUACCUUUGAGGUUGACCCGGAAACUGCAAUUAAUCCAGAAUGUGGCAGCUAGACUGGUGACUGGGAGCGGCCGCCGAGACCAUAUACUACCGGUCCUGAAAGACCUACAUUGGCUCCCAGUACGUUUCCGAGCACAAUUCAAAGUGUUGGUGCUGACCUUUAAAGCCCUAAACGGCCUCGGUCCAGUAUACCUGAAGGAGCGUCUCCACCCCCAUCGUUCUGCCCGGACACUGAGGUCCAGCGCCGAGGGCCUUCUGGCGGUUCCCUCAUUGCCAGACGUGAGGUUACAGGGAAGCAGACAGAGGGCCUUCUCAGUAGUGGCCCCCUCCCUGUGCAACGCCCUCCCUUCAGAUGUGAAGGAAAUAAGCAGCUAUCUUCUCUUUAAAAGACAUCUGAAGGCAGCCCUGUUCAGGGAAGUUUUUAAUAUUUAAUGCUGUAUUGUUUUAACACUCGAUUGGGAGCCGCCCAGAGUGGCUGGGGAAACUGAGCCAGAUGGGCGGGGUAUAAAUAAAUAAAUAAAUAAAUAAUUGCUCAUGACUGCUAGAAGGGCCCUGCGUGACUAUUCCUGUCUGAUCCUGGGUCUGAGGAGGUCUUCCUCCACCUACCCCACAUCUUGCUUACUGGGCUAUGGGAAGGGUUCCAGGGGCCUCAAACCCUGCAGUCGCUGCCCCAGAGGCCUCAUGUAACCUCCCCAGAGGCUGUUAAACAAGACUUUGAAAGCUCUCCGUGAGUCCCACCCCCUUGCUUUCCCUUUAUUUCCUUUAUUUAAUUUCCCGCAAUCUGUAUAACGCUGCAGUUGUGUGCGUAAAAUCAGCGUAAGAGGAGUUAUCAGUCACAAACCGCCCUGUGAGCUUAGGAUGAAGGGCGGUAUACACAUUUAGUAAAUGAAAUCCACCUGCCUUCGUAGUGUGAAGAUGAGAGGGUGGAAUCCAAAAGUCAGGCCUGAAUCUGGCCUCCCUGUCUGUUUGUGCCCUCCAGGAGCUGAAAAGCAAAGAUGACCAGUACGUGAAGGAUCUCAGGAAGCAGUCAGAAGACAUUAACCUGCUGCUGGAGCGGAUGGAGGAGCAGAUCAGAAACCUCAUAAAAAACUACCGCAGAGAGCUCCUGCAGAUUGAGGUACCGGUCUCUCGUCCCGCACCCUGAAGCUUCUCACCAGCAGAAGGCGAUUCUUUCUUGCUUGUGUAUAUGCAGCAAAAAAAAAAAAAGAUGGUCAAACUAAGAUGAAAGCAGCAUUGGGCAUCGGCAAGCAAAUGUAUUUAAAUUCUGUUUAUCUUCGUUUAUUUUAUGUAUUUUCCCUUCAUGUAUCCAAGGCAGCUAGCAAAAAAUACAUCAGAAUUAGACUGACAAUAUGAAAUAAAACAGUUUAAAAAUGCAGAGCUGAGGAUCCUCUUCUUGCUUUCGGCACUGCCUUUGAAAAUCCUAGUAAUGAAACAGUUGCAGACUUUGCUCAAUGAAUUUGUUUCACAAAAUGCAAUAGCAAGAAACACAUCCAAAGAGAUAGUGGCUUUGGAGUCCCAAACCUAAGCUGUUGUGAUCAGACUAUUAGUCUAUUAGCCAGGGAGAUACUGUGAUUUGACAUACCCAAGUCUCACAGGGUAGGAGAACGUGGGUGGGCGGGUGUUAAAUGAAUGGAUCUGGGGAAAGAAAUCAAAAUUCAGUGACUCCAAACUCUGAGAAGUAAUGAAGGCGAUCUGGAGUCUUCUUAGAAGGUCCCUAAUUUAUCCUCCUCCCCUACUCAGGAGUACUCAUUUGCUACUUUAGGGCUGAAUAUGAGCUCUUCAGAGUCUGUAAUUUUGUCGUGAUUCCUGCACUUUCAGGGGUUGGACUAGAUGAGCUUUGGGUGUCCCAGCUUUUCAGCUCUGUGAUUCUGAGUCCUGGCUCUCACGGGACUCUGCUGACUUCCCUUCCGCACAUAGAUUGGGGGCUGCUCAAGCCACAUUUCUCUCUUUUCCCCCUUAGAAAGCCUUUGAAUUAGAGCGCCGUGAACUCCUCACGAGCAACAAGAAGAAAUGGGAACAGGCCAUGCAGUUGCUCAACCGCCAAGAGGUAAGGAAGCAGGGGGCACGUGCCUGCGGGAAAGGCAGAGAAACAGCCCCCUCCCAGGAAGGAGAAGAAGGAAAAGUCUAAGAUGGUAGUCCCUGUCGGAACACGCCUGGGGGACACACACAGCCCCUGGAUUGAGACAAACCUAUCCAGGCGUCUUCCUUGUGAAGCGCAGCCCGGGACGUUCAUAAAUCUUCAGUCUCAAUGCACACCAGCGACACAUAUCUGAACAUAUGUAAACACUCUAUCAGCAGAGUAUAGCAGAAACGAUGUGGAGCUUAGGUGUGGCAUUCUAAGUAAUUUAUUAAGCAAUAUAUAUACGGGAAGGGACGCGGGUGGCGCUGUGGGUUAAACCACGGAGCCUAGGGCUUGCCGAUCAGAAGGUUGGCGGUUCGAAUCCCUGUGACGGGGUGAGCUCCCGUUGCUCGGUCCCUGCUCCUGCCAACCUAGCAGUUUGAAAGCACGUCAAAGUGCAAGUAGAUAAAUAGGCACCGCUCCAGUGGGAAGGUAAACGGUGUUUCCAUGCGCUGCUCUGGUUCACCCGAAACGGCUUGGUCAUUGUAGAGCAGGAAGGUGGCCACCUGUCUUGGAUGCAUUAGCUGAGAUUCCUGCAUUGCAGGGAGUUGGACUAGAUGACCCUUGGGUCCCUUCCCGCUCUAUGAUUCUAUAAUAUGCUUCCUUAUUUUGUUUUCUUUGGUGGGGUAGAGGGCUGGUUGAGAUGGAUAACAUGAGACCACAACCAAAUCUCUCCCUUAGUUUGAGUUCAGGGUAGAUGUGACCAUCUGCAUUGUGAGCAUGCUUUGUGACCAUCUGUGGUGAAAAGCAGUCUAUAAAUAUUAGAAUCAUCAAGCCGGAAGGGACCCUGAGGGUCAUCUAGUCCAACCCCCUGAAAUGCAGGAAUCUCAGCUAACGCAUCCAGGACAGGUGGCCAUCCGACCUCUGCUCACAAACCUCCAAGGAAGGAGAAAUAUAUCAGAAGGUGACCACAAGCUUUGCUGGGCUCAGAGAUGAGCUUCAGAGUAUCCUCUUAGCAAAGCCAGAGGGACGUGUGCUUAAGAGUCGCCCCCUCGGAAACCAGGAGUGUGGGGCAAAAGCCCACCUUCUCAUGGGCCUUGACCCAAUCUCUUCAAAGUAUCAAAUGCAGGGAGAAGCAGCCCCUUCGCUUUGCAGAGGUAUGCUUUGAUGGGCUACUCAGAGGGGUUUGGCAGCUGUUUACCGAUUCCGGGGCAAAGAGCUGGCUUCGUUUCCAAGCCAGGGCAGCGGAAAUGGGGACCUUGGCCACUCGCUCUCUCUGCCUUUUGCUCUAGCUGGAUUUCAUGAUGGCCCGCCUGAAGAAGGUGGAGGAAUAUGAGCGCGAGCUGAACCAGCUGCGGGUGCAAGACGCCGAGGAGUACAACGUGAUCAAGAUCAAGUUGGAGCAUGACGUGCAGGUACGGAGCGAGAAUAGACCCCCCAUCGGGUGCCGGUGUUGUGGGGACCCUGCAAGCCCUUUCUCUGAGGCACGGUGGGAUGGCAGCUGAGUCACUUCUGCAGCAAUUCCUUCAUGGACUCUCAUUUCAUUUGGGGCAUCCGCAGGAGCUUAAAUGGCAGAUUUCAGGGAUAAUAAUGAUAAUAAUAAUUUAUUAUUUAUACCCCGCCCAUCGAGCUGAGUUUCCCCAGCCACUCUGGGCGGCUCACAAUCAAGUGUUAAAAAAAUACAGCAUUAAAUAUUAAAAACUUCCCUGAACAGGGCUGCCUUCAGAUGUCUUUUAAAGAUAAGAUAGCUGCUUAUUUCCUUCACAUCUGAAGGGAGGGUGUUCCACAGGGCAGGCGCCACUACUGAGAAGGCCCUCUGCCUGGUUCCCUGUAACUUCACUUCUCGCAGGGAGGGAACCGCCAGAAGGCCCUUGGCGCUGGAUCUCAGUGUCCGGGCUGAACGAUGGGGGUGGGGACGCUCCUUCAGGUAUACAGGAUCGAGGCUGUUUAGGGCUUUCAAGGUCAGCACCAACACUUUGAAUUGUGCUCAGAAACGUACUGGGAGCCAAUGCAGAUCUCUCAGGACCAGUGUUAUGUGGUUCCGGCGGCCGCUCCCAGUCCCCAGUCUAGCUGCCGCAUUCUGGAUUAAUUGCAGUUUCCGGGUCACCUUCAAAGGUAGCCCCACGUAGAGCCCAUUGCAGUAGUCCAGGGAAUGCUAAUGUGAUUGCAAAGAAGGCUGGGAGACAAAAAUCACCUGGGGGCGUACAAUUUCGGGGUCCCUUCUUAGCUUCCCAGACCAGGACGAGGGCUGUGAUGCCCCAAUUGUUCCUCUUAAUUCAAGAACCAUUCUGGGGACCAUCAAGAUCCUUGUUUCAAUUGCAACCUGAACGAUUUCGUCUCAUCCUCUGCACAUAAUUUCCCCUCUCCCCGUUCUUGGCUUUUUACCCCUUGCUCAGUGUCAGAUGUCGGUGGUGGUUGCUCGUGAGUAACCAGGCAGGACUCCGACCUGUCUUUAACAGGUUUUAUUUUGGUGCAAAACUGUUUACAGUGCAGAACCAUCAGUUCAUGGCUGCCUCAAUUGCUAGCAGAAUCCGGGAGUGGUUGUUUCCGGUUCCUCCCCCAGCAUAAGAGCUUAGUCACCCCCAGCCUUUUCCUUCCUUCUUUGCGCUUUACACCUCUGUGCAAGGUGGGCGACCGAAGAGGCGUGCUUUCCUCCUGACCACCGGCUUGGCAAAGAGCGGUGCCGAGGCUCCCAGCAGCAUCCUCUAGCCCUUUCACCUCCUUUACCCAGAUCGUGUGGCUUUCCCCACCCUCAGACUGACAAGGUGCAGCGCUGGGGCUCCCAGCAGCAUCCUCUGGUCCCUUCCCCUCUUCCCCGCUGGAGGUGUGGCUUUCCCCACCGCAGGAAGAGGAACUGCUUCUCACGAUUUUCGGAGGUUCCCUGUAUCCCAACUGCCCCUCUGCCUCCCUUCCCUGUUCCGGUGGCAGUCCCUGACACUCAGAUCCCCCGCCUAGUCUCUUGGUUUCUGAUAAGGGACAUCAAUGGCUGUGUCUGUUUGCUUUGGGGAUGGUGUGUGUGUGUUAGAGGGUGUCAUCUUGAUUAGUUGUGAGUGUAGUCAGCGGCUGUCCUGAUCACAAGUGAUCCAAAGACAAGAUAGGCACCAGUUCCAUGGGUCAUGUCAAGCCGCAGAGCUGGUCUCCUCUGGAGCAAGUCCACGAGGGGGAUUUGCAGCAUGGCCUCUGCUUAUUCUUCAUUUCCUCCCCUCUUUGGGUGCCAGAUCCUGGAGCAGCAACUCCAGCAAAUGAAAGCCAUCUACCAGCUGAACCAGGAGAAGCUGGAGUACAACUUCCAGGUCCUGAAGAAACGGGACGAGGAGAACACCAUCAUCAAAUCCCAACAGAAGAGGAAGCUCAAUCGGUAAAGGAGCCGGGCCGUCUUCCCCUUCUUCCCUUCCCGCAGCCUGGAAUAUAAUUCUCUGCACACCAAAUUCUCUGCUGCAUCGCGGCCUUAGUAUAGAUGCUAUCCUGCCCCUUGUCCACAGAGAAGUUUCUAGGAAGUUGAUGCAGGAUGUGCGAUAUGCCUCUGAAGAACAAUAUAUAUAUAUAUAUAUAUAUAUAUAUAUAUAUAUAUAUAUAUAUCAGACAUGCAAUCUGAUGGUGAAUUUGGGGUAGCCCAAUGCAAAAAUCCUGAAGAUCCAUGUGGUUCUGUGCUUUGUAACCACGUUUUUGCGCCAUUGCGGCCCCGGGAAACCAUGGAUGCGUGAUUUUUUUGGUGCAGGCUGUAGCCAUGGACAUGCUGUGUGAUCUGAUGGUGAAUUUGGGGUGACCCAAUGCAAAAAUCCUGAGGAUCCAUGGGCUUUUGCCUCUCCUCUCCCAGGCAGCCUCCGCUAGUGUCCCUUAUCUCUCUUCUGAUCCCACCGACCAGCUGUUUCCUUUCAAUACUCCCUUCCCUCUUGUUUGCCUUAGUGUCUUUUCCUUAGCUGGAGGAGUUUUUUUGCUCCUCCCUUUCUUCUAAUUUCUCUCCUUAUUGCUUUAGUCUUCCUGUUUUUCCCCUUUACAAGUUUGCUGUCUUUACCUCCCCCCUCCCAGGCAGCCUCCUUUAUCUCUAGCGUCCCUUAUCUCUCUCCCCGAUUGGCAAACAAUCAGCGGCUUUGUUUCAACACCCACUUCCCUCUUUCAAAAAAAAAAAAAAGCAUGAUCUGCUUUUUGCCCCUGGGCAAUUCGGCUCCAGGGACCACGCAUUCGCUCAGUAAGACGCACAGACAUUUCCCCAUACUUUUUAGGAAGAAAAAAGUGCGUCUUAUGGAGCGAAAAAUACGGUGUGCCCCUUCUCUUCUGCUGGGGCCCUUACCACCCUCAGGUCUCGCUGGGUCGCUGGGUUCGCUCUUCAUAAGCCAAGCUCCGCCUCUUCCCCCCGCCUCCAGGUUGCACGAUAUCCUGAACAACCUGCGCCUCAAGUUUGCCAGACAGAUCAAGCAGUACCGCGAGGAGAACAUGGCUCUGACGGCUGACUACAAACGGAUUGUGCAACAGUACAAGGACCUGCAGAGGACCAUGAGGUAGGGCUGCCUGGGGCAGCAGAGCUCGUGUGCGGGCAAAGACUGUUGCCCCUUGGCUGCAACAGUCCGAACCUGGGUUCAGCGGGACCGUGCGCGAGUCAGAAAAAGGGCCGAGGCUCAAAACAGCUUGGGGGAGUGGGCGGGUUCUGUUUCGAGUCCUUCCUGCUCAGCCCAGGUGCAGACAAAAACGAUCCCAGCUCUGAGAGGCUGAUUCAAAACUUGCUGGCGCAGGAAGCUGCCUCCCCACCAGAUUUGGCCUGAUCAGGAUCUGACCCGGGGAGCCGAAAGAGUUCCCUGUCAGCUUUGCCUUUGAGCCAGUGCCAACGACUGGGCUCAGCCUCUUCAGCCCCGCUGCCCCGAUUGGGCCAGGUGAGCUGGGAAGCACUUCCAGAGACCUUCCACUCAGGAAAAGAGGUCUAAGUGCAAUGGAGUCACAACUUUGAGCUGUGAGCAUCAAACUCAGCGCCACAGUCAGCGGAGCACAGCAGAGUAUGAAUGACACAAACGACAGCUCUGAAGCUUAACUUCUUUAUUCUGUUGCAGCUACUGCAAACUAAAAUAAACUAUACAGUGGUACCUUGGGUUACAGACGCUUCAGGUUACAGACUCCGCAAACCCAGAAAUAGUACCUCGGGUUAAGAACUUUGCUUCAGAAUGAGAACAGAAAUCAUGCUCCGGUGGCGCGGCGGCAGCGGGAGGCCCGUUAGCUAAAGUGGUGCUUCAGGUUAAGAACAGUUUCAGGUUAAGAACGGACCUCCGGAACGAAUUAAGUACUUAACCCGAGGUACCACUGUAUAGGGUGCCAACAUUCUGCAUGAACUAGUUGCAGGGCAACAUGUACAAAUAGCUUUAGAUACCUAUUGUUGUUGUUGUUUAGUCAUUUUAGUCGUGUCUGACUCUUCGUGACCCCAUGGACCAGAGCACGCCUAUUAGGUCCAUAAAUUACCAUAUAGCAUACAGUGGUACCUCGGGUUACAUACGCUUCAGAUUACAGACUCCGCUAACCCAGAAAUAGUACCUCGGGUUAAGAACUUUGCUUCAGGAUGAGAACAGAAAUUGUGCUCCGGCGGCACGGCAGCAGCAGGAGGCCCCAUUAGCUAAAGUGGUGCUUCAGGUUAAGAACAGUUUCAGGUUAAGAGCGGACUUCUGGAACGAAUUAAGUACUUAACCCGAGGUACCACUGCAAACUAAAGACUAACAGAGGCUACUGGACUGCAUGAGUGUUACAGAUCGUUAUGCAGUCAUCUUAUCUCUACACGGAUAACGCUCAGACUCCCACAGAGCCAGGCAGGAGCAGAAGAAGCAAUGAGUAGAUUCCGCCCCCUCCUUUCUGAAACAUCAUGAGAUUCUUGCAACGGGAGGGGUGAAAUAUCUACAUUCCUCACCCCUGGUCUACACUGGCAGCAGCUCCGCAGGGUUUCAGACAGGGUGUCUCUCCCAGCUGUUGCUUAAGAUGCCGCUGGAGAUUGACCAGGGACCUCCCCCAUACGAGGCAGGUACUCUACCAUCACAGCGGUCGACUAAAGAUGGAUAAAGGGAGAAUGAUCUGCCCAAGGCCACCCCUUGGACUUGACGAAGGAGUGGGGAUUUAAGAAGUGGAUUUCACAUCACUUCCAGGCGCUCCCACCUUGCUUGAGAUGGCUCUGGGCUUCACUGACUGAUCAGCACAUCAGGAGCCAGAAUCAUAGAAUCAUAGAGUUGGAAGAGACCACAAGGGCCAUCGAGUCCAACCCCCUGCCAAGCAGGAAACACCAUCAGAGCCCUCCUGACAUAUGGUUGUCAAGCCUCUGCUUAAAGACCUCCAAAGAAGGAGACUCCACCACACUCCUUGGCAGCAAAUUCCACUGUCGAACAGCUCUUACUGUCAGGAAGUUCUUCCUAAUGUUUAGGUGGAAUCUUCUUUCUUGUAGUUUGGAUCCAUUGCUCCGUGUCCGCUUCUCUGGAGCAGCAGAAAACAACCUUUCUCCCUCCUCUAUGUGACAUCCUUUUAUAUAUUUGAACAUGGCUAUCAUAUCACCCCUUAACCUCCUCUUCUCCAGGCUAAACAUGCCCAGCUCCCUUAGCCGUUCCUCAUAAGGCAUCGUUUCCAGGCCUUUGACCAUUUUGGUUGCCCUCCUCUGGACAGAAAGGAAACUUCCUUCAUGCUUUGAUCCGUUGGCCUGGCUCUGAUGCAUACCUGUCAACUUUUUACUUUUCUUGCAAAGAAUCCUAUUCGGAAUAAGGCAAUUUCCCUUUAAAAAAGGGAAACCUUGACAGCUAUGCUCUGAUGUGCUCUAGUCCAUGGGUAGGCAAACUAAGGCCCGGGGGCCGGAUCCAGCCCAAUCGCCUUCUAAAUCCGGCCCGCAGAUGGUCCAGGAAUCAGUGUGUUUUUACAUGAGUAGAAUGUGUCCUUUUAUUUAUUUAUUUUUUUUAAAUAAUUUUUUAUUAAGGUUUUAAACAAAGAAAAAAGAAAAACAACACACACAAAAAACAAUACAAAACUUAACAAUAAAAACACAAAACAUAACAGUUAAAAACAAACUCUCUUUUCCAUUUCCAAUUUUAAAUUACUUAUUUUCUGGACUUCCUCAUACCUCCCUCUUUGUAUUCCAAUCCACAUUAUUUGUCCAGCAGUUUCUUUUCCACUUUUUAAUCCCAAUCUUUAAUUUAAUAAAAUGUUAAAAUAUAUAACUUCAACUUUUUAAACCUAAUCCUUGAUCUUAAUGUCAUAUAGCUUUAAAUUUUUCCCUUUUAUUAUCAAAUUUCCAUUUCUUUAAACAUCUUUAAUCUUGAUCUUUAAUCUUAAUCUAUCCUUAACUUUAACCUGUACAGCUGGAAACCACUUAUUUUCAAUCCAUCAUCACUCUAACAUUCCUUAAUUUUGCAGUGUUUCUGAAGAUAGUCUUUGAAUUUCUUCCAGUCUUCCUCCAUCGACUCUUCUCCCUGGUCACGGAUUCUGCCAGUCAUUUCCGCCAAUUCCAUAUAGUCCAUAAGUUUCAUGAAUGUGUCCUUUUAUUUAAAAUGCAUCUCUGGGUUAUUUGUGGGGCAUAGAAAUUCGUUCAUUUCCCCCCCUCAAAAUAUAGUCCACCCCUCCCCUCAAGGUCUGAGGGACAGUGGACCAGCCCCCUGCUGAAAAAAGUUUGCUGAUCCCUGCUCUAGUCUAUGUCUGGAUGAUACGUAAUAAAGCAUUGGCGUGUAUUAUUAUUAUUUGAAAAAAGUAUAUAGCUAUGAACAUUGACAGGCAAUGUACAAAACGCCCUUUUUAUGCUGGCCGUUUGUAAGCAUUUAGCAACAUUGGAAGACAAUGCGUGGCCAAAGGGCAGCAUAAGUCAACAGACAGGCUGAAACUGAAUGCAAAAAUAUGGAGAUGACACUGAAGAAUUCUGAGUGUGUAGCGACUCAUGAUCUCGACAGUUGCUGAUGCACUGCGACAGCUGAAUAUUUGCUGAAUAUUUGGUGGCUGUUAUUGCCCAGUAGCCCACAACGCUCCACACCAAAACAGGCUUGCAAAACCAGCCCCCAGGUUUCACCCUUGCUAAUACAUCAGAAGGAACAGGAAGAGCUGUCCGACAGCGAAACAGUCUCCCCUGGGAGGUUGGAAACUCUCCUUCGUCAGGACGUUUUUAAGCAGCGGUUGGAUGGCCAUCUGCCAUGGAUGCUUCAGCUGAGAUUCCUGCAUUGCAAGGGGUUGGACUGGAUGACCCUUAGAGGUCCAUUAUAACUCUUCUAUUCUAUGACUCUGUGUGCUAGUACACAGGCCUGAGCUCAGAUCCAGUUUGGAAAUCAUAGAAUGGUGGAGUUGGAAGGGAUCCUGCGGGUCAUCUAGUCCAACCCCCUGCAAUGCAGGAAACAUUUGGGCCAACAUGGGGCUAGUGCUUCUGACCCUGAGGUUUAGAAUUAACUCGAUCCCCUCCCCAUCUUCUUUUUUCCUUUUCCUCCUGUGACGGAACUCCUACUUGGGGACUUCCCUGGCUUUUUUCUGGCCCACGUAGGACCAGUCUGGAUAGUUAGCCUUGGUGAAGACUUGACGUUUUCAUCCCCAAAAAAGUUUUUGAGUUUCUGCUGAAAUGAGGCUGUAUUUAAUGUUGUAUUUUAACCUUGUUUUUGAGUUGUAUUUCAAUCAACUUGUUUUAUAUUUGGUGUUAGCCGCCCUGAGCCCAGUCUUGGCUGGGGAGGGCGGGGUAUAAAUAAAAUUAUUAUUAUAUUAUUAUUAUAGCCUCAUGCUCCACCUUUCACCUUCAACGCAGGCACUUUGCCAUCGUGGACGCUGAGCACUUCCUGGACGUGUGGCUGAUGAACGAGGAGGAGGCCAAGGGCCUGAUCCGCAAGGUCUUCAGCGCCGACCGCGUCAUCCACGCCCAGCAACUGGGGUUACAGUGGAUCGAGCCAGACAGCUGGUUCCUGCACAAUGUGGGUCCCAUCGUGCACAGCAAGAAGAUGAAGUCGGCCAGCGAACUGGCUAGGGAGGUGAUCGCGCCAGAAAGUAAGCAAGGCUGUCUCUCACCCCCAACCCCACCCCUCUGCUGCUUGGGAACAUAGGUGUAAAGGUAAAGGUAAAGGGACCCCUGAACAUUAGGUCCAGUCGUAGCCGACUCUGGGGUUGCGGUGCUCAUCUCUCUUUACUGGCCAAGGGAGCCGGUGUACAGCUUCCAGGUCCUGUGGCCAGCAGGACUAAGCCGCUUCUGGCGAACCAGAGCAGCGCACGGAAAUGCCAUUUACCUUCCCGCCGGAGUGGUACCUAUUUAUCUACUUGCACUUUGACAUGCUUUUGAGCUGCUAGGUUGGCAGGAGUAGGGACCGAGCAACGGGAGCUCACCCAGUCGCGGGGAUUCGAACUGCCGACCUUCUGAUCGGCAAGCCCUAGGCUCUGUGGUUUAACCCACUGCGCCACCCGCAUCCCUUAACAUAGGCAUAGGAAGGUGCCUUAAUCAGACCAUCAGCCCACCUGGUUCAGUGUUGUCCACACUGACUGUCAGCAGCUGUCCAGAGUUUCAAGCAGGGAUGUUCUCCCAGCCCCCGGGCAUCUGGAGGAUGGCAUCAGGGUCCUUCUGCCUUGAAGGCUGAGGCUCUGCCCCAGGGCAAGACAGUGUGGUGUAGUGGUUAAGAGCGGUAGUCUCGUAAUCUGGGGAACCGGGUUUGAGUCUCCGCUCCUCCACAUGCAGCUGCUGGGUGACCUUGGGCCAGUCACACUUCUCUGAAGUCUCUCAGCCCCACUCACCUCACAGAGUGUUUGUUGUGGGGGAGGAAGGGAAAGGAGAAUGUGAGCCGCUUUGAGACUCCUUAAAGGGAGUGAAAGGCGGGAUAUCAAAUCCAAACUCUUCUUCUUCUUCUUCUUCUUCCCUCUUUUUCCAUGUGGGUCUGUAUUCUGCUCCAAGCCUACAGCGACCCCCAGUCCUCCAAUGGGGGCAAGUUGUGCAGUUUGAAGCCAUUGGCAUAAAGGUGCUUUUACACAUACAGUGGUACCUCGGGUUACAGACGCUUCAGGUUACAGACUCUGCUAACCCAGAAAUAGUGCUUCAGGUUAAGAACUUUGCUUCAGGAUGAGAACAGAAAUUGUGCUCCGGUGGCACGGCCGCAGCAGGAGGCCCCAUUAGCUAAAGUGGUGCUUCAGGUUAAGAACAGUUUCAGGUUAAGUACGGACCUCCGGAACGAAUUAAGUACUUAACCCGAGGUACCACUGUAUAGUUCUUCUUCCAUCAGUACAAGUUUUCAACAAAUAUUAGGAUUCCUUCGGCAAGGAACGAACGGGCAGGGUGGGAGGCCAUUCCAUGGUGAUUAUUUUUUCCUGGAAAUAAGGGAUAGAAAGUUGCCUUUUUUCAAAAACCAAAGCAGGACCUGGGAUUUUGGGAAAGCUGGAUUUUCCCAUCAUGUUAUUUUUUUAUUUUAUUUCAAAAUAUACAAAUAAUGCAUAGAUAACAAAUACAUACAUUGAUAACUUCUAUAUGAAUCAAAUAAUAAUGACCAAAUCAAAUAAUAUCAAACUCAGUGAACAAAAACCUUACAUCUCUACAUAUAUUCAAGAAAAGGAAAAAGGAAACAGGAAAGGAAAAAGACCACUAAAAUAAUGACAAGAACACACACUUUCUAAAAAUGAAACAGAAAAACAAAGAACACACACACACACAUGCAAAAAUCAUUAAGUUUCUUUUGUUAGAUGUUAUUCAGUGAUUUUCCCAUCCAGUUAAUCCCAAAUUUGCCCUGUGGAAAACCAAAUUAAUUGAUACGCAGGUUAUGAAAAUGGUGCCAGAAUCUAUAGAUGUGCCCGGUUUUGCGCAGUUCAUUUUACUGCUAAGCAGAGAGAGGAGCAUGGAGUUCUGUAAGGGCGCUUAAGCCCCUCCAUGUGACCAAGCCAUCACUAGAAACCAUCCUCUGCUCAUCCCUGUUUCCUGCCUUGAGUUUGUCAGGUGCUACUCAUAUGUCUGCAUAAAGCAGAAUUGUAGAAACAUAGAGUUGGAAGGGACCCCCAAAGGUCAUCCAGUCCAACCCCCUGCAAUGCAGGAAUUUCAACUAAAGAAUCCAUUACAGAUCACCAUCCAAUCUCUGCUUCAAAACCUCCAAGGAAGGAGAGUCCACAACCUCCCAGGGUGGACCGUUCCACUGCUACAGUAAUUACAGUAAAGCAAUUAAGAAAAUAUAAUAAUUACAGUAAAGUAAUUAAGGCUGAGAUAGUGCCCCAUCUCUUUCCAGACAGGUUGCUGGGGGGCUUAGCUGCACCUCUUUGCUGCUUAAAUCAUUAAGGAAUGCACUUCUUUGUUGCUGAAAUCAGCACGCGGAGGAGAAUCAGCAAUUCUCCUGGGUGGCUGGGUUUGCGCCUCUCUCUAUUUUUAAUUUUUUUAUUUGAUUUUAAAAAGUAUAAACAUACAACAAGAAAACAAUUCUGAAUCCAAAUAUCGAGAUCACUCUGAAUCAUUCUUUUGUUAGAUACUAUUCAGUGAUUUUCCCUUCCAUGGGUCCUAAUGAUAUUAGUUACAACUGCAUAUCAAUACUUAUCCAAUUUUUUUAUUCUUCUAAACUGUCCACACCUUCCAUUACUUUACAAGUGUGGUUAAAAUCCUGCUAAUGUUUUAACCUGCUUACAGUGGCCUCGUGAGUAAAUUAUAAAUUUCCCCCGUUCCUUGUUAAAGUCCUUGUCUUCUUUAUUUCUGAGCUUCCCAGUUAGUUUUGCCAUUCCAGCACAGUCCAUCAACUUGGCUUGCCAUUCGGUUUGCGCCUCUCUUUUAUUUUAUUUAUUUAAUCAUUUUUUCAAUACAAACGGCAACCACAAAAAACACGUACAAUAAAAACCACAAUAACACCAAUAACACAAUUUAACAAUUCAGAUUUCUGAUAUACCUAUAACUACACCUUUUGAACAAUAUUUCCCCACCUCUCCUCCCCCUACUUCCCACCACUGUCCGCCUUAUCGCUUAAGUAUUCCUUCCAGAUUUCUUCAUAUUUAUCCAUUCUUAAUUUGCGUCAAUAUGCAAUUCGUUCGUAUAUAACUAGUCUGUCCAUAUUGGCAAUCCAUGUGCUCAAUGGAAUCUUUUUGCGGCUUUUCCAAUUCAUCAAAACAAGUUUUUUUGAUUCUAAUGUGGCACGGUACAUCCAUUUUUUUUGACCCCUUGUAAUCUCCCACGUUUCCGGUAUAUAAUUUAGAAUUAAAUUCAAAUCCCCUAGAUAACAAUUUCUUUUUAUUACUCUUGCUAUAUAUAUCCUCACCUCGCACCAAAAUGAUCUUAUCAUCAGGCAGUUAAUCAUCAUAUGUACUAAGUUCGCAUUUUUACUUCCGCAUCUCCAGCAGUUGUCUGCAUUUGUUAUUUUCUUCUGGUAAAGUUUUGCUGGAGUCCUGGUUUGCACCUCUCUUUAUCCCCGCUUCCGGGCAUCGCUCUUCCCUUCAGCCAGCAAGUCUCUCACAUUGGAGGACGGCUUCCGAGAUGAGAAGGAAAGCGCCCCAGACGAGGACCGCCAGGCGCCUGAAGGCGCAGAGCCAGAGGUCAAAGCGCUUUGGUCCAUCUCCACCAAAACAGUCAAGCACAUCCUGGAGCUUCUGUGCGAUGAGUCGGUGAGCUGAAGCGGGGUGGGGGGCAGGCGGGCAGGCGAGCAAGUGGGAUGCCAUGGUUGCUGGACUUGCCCUGCCCUGCCAGCAGGACCUUGCAGAGCCAGGCAGAGGCCUGGGCCAGGUAGACAAUGUGGCCCCCGCUUUUUUUUACCCUGAAGUCUUAUAAAUAAGUAUAUAACAUAAUUUUUUUAUAAUGUAUUAUAAUUUUAAAUACAUUUUACAAUAAAUACAUUAUUCAUUUUAAAAUGUAUUAUACAAUUUUUAAUAGUUCAAUAAUGUAUUUAAAAAUCUAUUUAAUUAUAAUUAUAAUUAAAACUUCUCCGUCUUCUUAUUCUACUCUUAAAAAAGACAUAUGCUUGUGAGAAAGCCGCUAUUGCUCAUAAGCCACUAUUUCUUUAAAAAACAUGGUUUCCACCAAAUUUUAUCCUCAUUGAGCUAUAUGUACUCCUUGGGUGUAAGUAACAUUCCUGGCCUAAAUUUUAAACAAAUGGCCACAUCUCAUCCAUUUUUCAUCCUUUUCUAAAAAGAAAUUAGCGAUAAGAAAGCCAACACACUUUAAGGUACGUGUGGUUUUAAUUUUUGGCAAACAAGAUUUCAAACUCACCAGCUUUUAACAGCAUGAAAAACGUGGUCUGCCAUCACGUUCGCGGCGCACUGGCUGCUGGAGCCUUGGUCGCCUCCACCCACCCGGCGCCCGUUCCGCGCUCCUCUGCGGAGUCGAUCGCAGGUCCCGCUCCGGAUGCCGGGAAGCUUUUCUCUCACGCCGCCAGCCAGGGCCCCAGGGAAUCCGCCCACCACCACCUUUGCGCCUCCACGUUCGCCCCAGUGCAUCCCCUGCGGUUGUGAAUAUGCUGACCGAGGCCCCCUUUGGAAUCGGGGGCCCGGGCCAAGUGGCCCAUAUGGCCCCCCCUCUGUCUGGGCCUGCCUGCCAGGGACUCAGGAAUGCCUUCGCCUCUGGGCCGUGAGGAAUCCUUUGCCCCCCUCUCUUUUGCCAGGGCUUCCUGAUUGAGAGCAAACUGCGAGGUCUCCUCCAGCCCUUGGAAAAGCACGACCGGACCCUCAUGAGGCUGGACUCCAUCUUCGCAGUAAGGUUAUGGGCCCAUCUGCCCGUUUUGGGUUCCUCCCAGUUUCUUUCUCUCUCUCUUUUACAAUCUGAAGUUCCACAUUUUCACACAUCAGUUUAUUGGGGGGAGGGGGGAAAUCUCUAUGGAAGUUUGUUUAUUUCAGGCAUAGGCAAACUCAGCCCUCCAGAUGUUUUGGGACUACAACUCCCAUCAUCCUUGACCACUGGUCCUGUUAGCUAGGGAUGAUGGGAGUUGUAGUCCCGAAACAUCUGGAGGGCCGAGUUUGCCUAUGCCUGCUUUAUUUGUUUCACAACUUCUUCCUACCGCCUGACUGCAAAAGAAAAUUCCAAAGCUGUUUACAAAAAAAGAUAAAACAAUAAAAUUAGCAAUGGGAAGAACUGACAACAAUAAUGUAAGUUUCCCCUUUCUCUUUUAAUCUUUUUUCUAUCUCCAUAUCUCUACUUCUUUCUCCCUCUUUUCAUCUGGGUUGGUGUUUUUAUCGAGAUCAAUGUUUCCCAAACUUGGGUCUCGGCUGUCUUUGGACUACAGUUCCCAUCACCCCUAACUGCAGGUCCUGCUAGCUAGGGAUGCUGAGAUUUGCAGUCCAAAUACAACUGGUCUAGAUCAGGGGUCGGCAAAUGUUUUCAGCAGGGGGCCGGACUAUAUUUCUUUUUUUUGGGGGGGGGGAAUGAACUAAUUCAUAUGCCCCACAAAUAACCCAGAGAUGCAUUUUUAAUAAAAGGACACAUUCUACUCAGGUAAGCCACCCCCCACAACUCUCCCCUCCCUUCUCCACAGCACUGGACAAGCCCCGGUGGCUGCUUACCUGUGUCUUGCGAGUGGCAGGGGUUGGCGGCGAAGGGAUGAUGAGCGGCGCACGAAAGGGCUCUGGCUUGGAGCUGAGAGCAACGAAACCCAAAUUGAGCCUGCUUACAAUGGCGGCCGCUCGAGCGCUCACGCUGCUGCUGGCACCGACAAAACCCAGUCCCCGGCUUCUCUGCUCUAGGCAGGGCAGGGAGAAGCAGGGAGGGGGGAGGCGCCGCCAAACGCGCCUGCUGGUGCUGCCCAAACGAUCAGAUCCACGCCGAUCCGCACGGCGAUUCCCGGACUGUCCGCGGGCCGGAUCCAGAAGCCUACUGGGCCGGAUCUGGCCCCCGGACCUUAGUUUGCCUACCCAUGGUCUAGAUCAGCCUUUCUCAACCUGUGGGUCCCCAGAUGUUGUUGGACUACAACUCCCAUCACCCCUAGCUAGCAAGGCCAGAGCUCAGGGAUGGUGGGAGUUGUAGUCCAACAACAUCUGGGGACCCACAGGUUGGGAACUGCAGGUCUAGACUGACAUUUUAGCUCGGAUAAAAAAAUAUAUUUGAUAACAAUCUUUGCAUUUCUCUUUUUUUUUAAAAAAAACAAAAACCCGCAAUGUGAGAUUUUUCCAGAAGUUCAAACAAACACAGGCAGCCACUUCUACCACGGUGCAAGGGUCUGUCUGAGCUCUUCCAGAAGCUCACCUGGGAGGAGCAUCGCACGCUAAUCCUGGCACUGGAGGCUAAUCGGGCGCCUGCUGAGCUUUCCCUUCCUCUCCGCAGGCUCUGUCCAUCGUCAGCGAAGAUGACGUGUAUCACCUGGUGCAGUUCUUCAGGGGCUUCAAGGCUCAGCAAGUGGCUGCUAAUCCGGUAAGGCCGGGGUGGGGCUGGAACAUGGCAAUGGGGCUAGCUCAGACACAAUGAAACAUAGGUAAAGGUAAAGGGACCCCUGACCAUCAGGUCCAGUCGUGACCGACUCGGGUUGCGGCCCUCAUCUUUCUUUCCUGGCCGAGGGAGCUGGCGUACAGCUUCCGGGUCAUGACUAAGCUGCUUCUGGCAAACCAGAGCAGUGCACGGAAACGCCGUUUACCUUCCCGCCAGAGUGGUACCUAUUUAUCUACUUGCACUUUGACGUGCUUUCAAUCUGCCAGGUAGGCAGGAGCAGGGACCGAGCAACGGGAGCUCACCCCGUCAUCGCGGGGAUUUGAACUGCCGACCUUCUGAUCGGCAAGUCCUGGGCUCUGUGGUUUAACCCACAGCGCCAUAAAUCCUUAAUUGUUAUCCACCUCCUUUUACUUCCUUUGUCACUCGAAUGCUAGCACAGAGUCAAAACUAUUAUUGUAUUUUUGAACAUAUCUUCUACAACCAUCCCAUUUUUCCGCAAAUUUUUGCUUUGAGUUACCUCUGAGUUUGCUAGUCAAUUGAGCCAUCUCCACCAAUUCCGGUAAUUUGAUUUGCCAAUCUGUUAUUUUUGGAGCCUCCUGAUCUUUCCAUCCCUUGGCCACGAGUAUUUGAGCCGCUGCAGUUGCAUACAAGAAUACCUCUCUUAAAUUUCUCUCUUCCACUUCUUCACUAAGUUGCAUUUUGCGCUGCUUUCCCCCCAUAAGUCUCAGCUCCACUGGGCUGCGUCAGAAUCCCAGGGGGACCUGGAUAAACCUCCUCCAUCUGUGUCUCCUUGCCUCGUAGGAGUUGGAAGAGUUCCUCGCGGAGCUAGGCCCCAAAGAAGAGCCUUCAGAGGUCGAGGCUGCGGAGGAAGGGGGUGAGAGGGAGGGCUCUUUGGCCCCGCCAGACGAGGACAAAGCUCCCCCGAGCACAUCUUCGAUUCUCUCAGCUUUGUACAUGCACCCCAACGACAUCCUUAAAGCCCUUAAGGCUUUCGUCCAGGAAUUCCAGGAGCCAAGGUGGGUCUGUGCAGAAGAGGAGGAAGAGGAUAGGGCUGGUUUGGGGUGCUGUGGGGAGGAAGGAUGUGUGGGGCUGCUCUAAGAAAUAAUAAUAAUAAAUAAUAAUAAUAAUUUAUUAUUUGUACCCCGCCCAUCUGGCUGGGUCUCCCCAGCCACUCUGGGCGGCUUCCAACAGAAUAUUAAAAUACAAUAAUCUAUUAAACAUUAAAAGCUUCCCUAAACAGGGCUGCCUUCAGAUGUCUUCUAAAAGUCUGGUAGUUAUUUUUCUCUUUGACAUCUGGUGGGAGGGUGUUCCACAGGGCGGGUGCCACUACCAAGAAGGCCCUCUGUCUGGUUCCCUGUAACCUCACGUCUCGCAAUGAGGGAACCGCCAGAAGGCCCUCAGCGCUGGAUCUCAGUGUCCAGGCUGAAUGAUGGGGGUGGAGACGCUCCUUCAGGUAUACAGGACCGAGGCCAAUUAGGGCUUUAAAGGUCAGCACCAACACUUUGAAUUGUGCUCAGAAACGUACUGGGAGCCAAUGAAGGUCUUUCUGACUGGUGUUAUGUGGUUUCGGCGGCUGCUCCCAGUCCCCAGUCUAGCUGCCGCAUUCUGGAUUAGUUGUUGUUUCUGAGUCACCUUCAAAGGUAGCCCCACAUAGAGUGCAUUGCAGUAGUCCAAGCGGGAGAUAACUAGAACAUGCACCACUCUGGCAAGACAGUCUGCGGCCAGGUAGGGUCUCAUCCUGCCUACCAGAUGGAGCUGGUCGACAGCUGCCCUGGACACAGAAUUGACCUGUGCCUCCAUGGACAGCUGUGAGUCCAGAAUGACUCCCAGGCUGCGCACCUGGUCCUUCAGGGGACUCACCCCGUUGCGGGGAUUCGAACCGCCGACCUUCUGAUCGGCAAGUCCUAGGCUCUGUGGUUUAACCCACAGCCCCACCCAUGUCCCUAGUAACUUGUAGAGUCUGCCGUAAAUAAUAAACACCUCUAAGUAACCAAGUUAGUAGUAGCAGCGUUUUGUUCCUGUUUCGUCCAUUCUGCCUGCAACCGAUUGCUUUCUGAAGCUCUGUGUAUGCUCUGCUAAGGUCUGGCUAAGGUCCUGCAACCGGUCAAAGUUGCGAAACACCAAUAGCCUGUUCAUGGGACGCAGCCUUUUUCCUCCUGUGGGUGGUUGCUUUAGAUGGAGGGGGUGGCAAAAAUUACCGUAUUUUUUGCUCUAUAAGACUCAUUUUUUCCCUCCUAAAAAGUAAGGGGAAAUGUGUGUGCGUCUUAUGGAGAGAAUGUAGGCUGCGCAGCUAUCCCAGAAGCCAGAACCGCAAGAGGGAUUGCUGCUUUCACUGCACAGCGAUCCCUCUUGCUGUUCUGGCUUCUGAGAUUCAGAAUAUUUUUUUCCUUGUUUUCCUCCUCCAAAAACUAGGUGCGUCUUGUGGUCUGGUGCGUCCUAUAGAGCGAAAAAUACGGUAUUAUUAUUAUUAGAAUUUAUAUACCGCCUGGUUCACAGAACAAAAUGAAAAUAUAAAACCACAAAAUAUAUAAUAAAAAUAACAGCCCAGUAACACACACCCCCCAAAUCCACAUUUUAAAAGUAGGGGUGGUAUUUGAGUGGGCCGCAAGUGUUGUGGGUGGCCGGAAGGAGCAUGUCUGGUUCCGACUCCCGCUUCCCAGCCAUUGACUCUCCCUCCUUCCCACCUCCAGGGAGAAAUACCCCCUGGUGAAGAAAGCGCGCGAAGAACGGGACGACUCUAAGGACUCGGAGUAUUGGGACGCUCUCGCCCACGCCAUCCCGGACGGGAAUCUGAAGCUGUGGGAUGCCCUGGUCUCUGGCUUGCACAAAUACCAGUAAGGCAGGGGUGGGGGUGGGUAGGUCCUAUUAAGUCCCUGCACGUCUCCCCAGGGAGGGGGGUCGUUGAGGUGGGGGCCAUUGCAUAAGAGCCUUUCACAAGGAGAAGGUGGAGCACAUCUGAGCCAGGUGCCCUGCCCUGCGGAGGCCCUUUCCCUGCUGCCAGGAGUGCUCCUCGCCCGUCUAGCCUGCGCCUCGGGUGGCCCCUGGUGGUGAGAACGUGCCUCUUCCUUGCCUGGCUUUCGUGGUAACAGUUUCCCCUCUCCCUCCCCCACCUGAGAGCCAGCGUGGUGUAGUGGUUAAGAGCGGUAGUCUUGUAAUCUGGGGAACCGGGUUCGCGUCUCCGCUCCUCCACAUGCAGCUGCUGGGUGACCUUGGGCCAGUCACACUUCUCUGAAGUCUCUCAGCCCCACUCACCUCACAGAGUGUUUGUUGUGGGGGAGGAAGGGAAAGGGGAAUGUGAGCCGCUUUGAGACUCCUUCAGGCAGUGAUAAAGCGGGAUAUCAAAUCCAAACUCUUCUUCUUCUUCUUCUGUGCAGCCAUAUCCUGGACCAGAGGGCAAAGCUGAUCGCUGAGACGGACGGGCUGCGCCAGCAGAAUGCAGAGCUCAGGAUGCUGCUACGGCAGUAUCUCCAGUCCCCGGUGAGCAACGGGCUGCAGGACCGAGGGGAGGAGGGCAUUGUUGGGGCAAAGGGUCCGCUCUGGCAGGACAGGCGCUGCUGCUACUGUGGGUGGAACUCAGUUCCACAAGGUUCCUUCUCUGCCUGGGGUGUGUAUCUGAAGAUGUGUGCAUUCGCACGAAAGCUCAUACCAAGAACAAACUUAGUUGGUCUCUAAGGUGCUACUGGAAGAAUUUUUUUUAUUUUGUUUCGACUGCGGCAGACCAACACGGCUACCUACCUGUAAAUCGAAUAAAAAAUAUAUUUUAAAAAAGAGAGAGAAUCAUAGAAUUGUCGAGAUGGAAAGGACCCCAAGGGUCAUCUAUUCCACCACCCUGAAAUGCAGGAAUUCUAACUUUUAAGCAUCACCCACCCUGAGCCUGGCUGGGCAGGAGUGGGCGCUAUUGAUGGUCUUUGCUUCCCUUUCCGCAGGUGAAUGCUGAGCUGCUGAUCCCUCCGACCCACUUGCUGCACCUGCAGAUGAACACCUGACGUCCUGGUGCAGUUGCUGCCCCAGCAUCUUCUUCAUAGGCAUCCCAGCGAGCCUUGCUUAACUCCUCAAAGGAGUCUUGGCUGGGGAAAGCAGGCUUGGCCUGUCAUUCCCUCAGCUGCUCUCGAGUGCUGGUUUGGGUCACACCUUGGUGAGUAGCCCCUGGUGAAGUACAUGCCACACAGCUGUUCCCCAGCAACUGGGACAUGCCAGAGAAGGCUUGCAAACAUUUUUGACAUGUGUUGAGUGUCCUUAAGCAUCCCCACCUGAUGUGUUUCAGAAUCAGCAAAACUCACCACUGACCCUCCCAAAAUGUUAACUCUCAGGUUUGUUACCCCUCGGGAGAAGAUGGUACUCUGAACGCAGAGGUUUCUAAGUGUCAUUAGGGAGAGGAGGCAAAUAAAUGGCUAAUUGUUGUGGCUGU